Molecule: messenger RNA, 1560 nt
Organism: Strongyloides ratti
Lineage: Eukaryota; Metazoa; Nematoda; Chromadorea; Rhabditida; Strongyloididae
Product: Innexin family-containing protein
Exons: 2
Coding region: 1-1560 (519 amino acids)
Cellular component (GO): plasma membrane; gap junction
Molecular function (GO): gap junction channel activity
Source: RefSeq, a predicted model, not a curated record
AUGUUUUUUCAUGCUACAUUAGCAAGAGCUUUUAUACAAUCAUUACAUCUACGUGGUGAUGAUGAUUUCACUGAUAGAUUAAAUUAUUAUUAUACCCCAAUAAUGUUAGCAGUGGCAUGUUUAUUAAUAUCAGCUAAACAAUAUGGUGGUACACCAAUAGAAUGUUGGAUUAAUCCACAUUCAAAAGAAUCAAUGGAACAAUAUAUUGAAAGUUAUUGUUGGAUACAAAAUACUUACUGGGUACCAAUGUAUGAAAAUAUUCCUGAUGAUCAUUCUACUAGAGAACAAAAACAAAUUGGUUAUUAUCAAUGGGUACCUUUUAUAUUAAUUGCUGAAGCAUUAAUGUUUUCUUUACCAUGUAUCAUAUGGAGAUUAAUGAAUUGGCAAUGUGGUAUAAAUAUUCAAAAUAUGGUUUCAGCUGGUGUUGAAAUAAGAGGAAUGAUGGAUGAAGAAGAAAGAGAAAAAGCAUUACUUAGUUUAUCUAAUUCUUUUCUUGAUUUUUUAGAUAUGCAAGAUUAUAAUUCUAAUAUUAAUAGACCAAUGUCAUUUUUUUCAAAAAUUAAGUUAUCAAAUUUAUUGAAAGGACAAUAUAUGACAUGUUUAUAUUUAUUUAUUAAAACAAUAUAUGCAUUAAAUAUAAUAAUUCAAUUUGUACUUCUUAAUAAAGCACUCAAAAAUGAUGAACACUUUUUUUUUGGUAUUCAAGUUUUACAUGAUUUAUAUAAUGGUAAACCAUGGACUGAAUCAGGACAUUUUCCACGUGUAACAUUAUGUGAUUUUGAGGUAAGACAUCUUGCUAAUUUAAAUAGAUAUACAGUUCAAUGUGCAUUAUUGAUAAAUAUAUUAAAUGAAAAAGUUUUUGCUUUUUUUUGGUUGUGGUAUCUAAUACUUGCUUCUAUUACAAUUGCUUCACUUAUAUAUUGGAUGAGUAAUUGUCUUAUUGGAAUUGAAAAAUUACAUUAUAUUUUAAAAUUUAUGUAUAUAAAAGAAAAUACUGAUAGAAAAAAGUACCUUUCAUAUAAUGGUAAAAAAAGAUAUAAAAUGUUUGAUGAUAUUUUUGGUGGAAAAAAAGAUAUAAGUAAUGUAAAAAAAAUUUUACCACCAUCAUCACAUUUAUUAGAAGCUUUUGUUUUUGAUUUUCUUCAUACUGAUGGUGUUUUUGUAUUAAGAUUAAUGUCAAAUCAUGCUGGAGAUUUAAUAGUAAUGAAUACUGUAAUAAAUUUAUGGAAAGAAUUUCAGGCAAGAAAUUGGAUGGAAUUUGAACAUUUUACCCCAAGAAGACAUGAAACUUCAUUUAUUGGUAUUAGUAAUAAAGUUGCACAUUAUGCUGAAAAUUCUCAUGAACCAUCUAAUAAUAAUGAUUAUAGUAAUAAUAAAAAAGAUAUUGAAAUUACUAUUGAAAAUGAUAAUUUACCAAAUUUUAAACAAAAAACUACACAAAUAAAAAAAAUAAUUGUUCAUAAUGGAGAACAAAUAGAAAGUGGUAAGACAUCAACAACCUCAACAGGAAAUGAUUUGUAUAAAAGUACAUUUGAAGAAGUUGUACCAUAUAAUCUAUAA